GGAAUUUCAGCCCUUAGGAUCUAAAGUGUUACCUACUUUUAGUAGUUUCAAUGAUAGGCAAUAUCUAUAUCUACUUAAGACCAUUCCUGGGCAUUCGUAAGUGAAAGGGAGUUCUAUCAAUUAUUUUAGGAGCACUGCCUGAAAACAGCUAUUGGUAUAAUGCCAGAUUUUUCCCAAUUGCGAGAUGUACAUACUCGCCAAAAAGAGCUUUUUGAAGGAUCACACUCCAGUAAACUAUUUUUGAAUAGAAAUGAAUUACCACCGGAUGUUUACUAUGCCAAAGAGAUACAUUUAUAUAAGAAAUGGCAACAGCGUGAAACAUGUAACUAUACCGUCGGACGGGCAAGCGGCCACAUCAACAAUUUUAAAUGUGGAUCCAUUCAAUCGGUACCAUUUACCUCGCUAAGGAAGAAACGCCAAACAAAAAUAACACACCAAAAGAAAGGUAGGAAAAAAAUAGUCACGACGGAUUUAAGAAGAUCAGCCAAGAUGGAAAUUAUACAACAGUCAUUCACAUCUUCCGGCAUAGUUACACCUAGGAUCGAUACAGCUAACUCAUCUCAAAUGUUUGCUUUUCCUACACAGGUUCGGAUACGUUAUAGAGACAACAAAAGACGCCACGCACAUGAGCAACGAAGGCCACCAAAAAUACAGAUUCAAAGUCCUUAUUAUUAUAAGGUUAGCCAAACUGAUAAUCACCGCCAGAAAGUUCCAGAAACCAAUAGUACACCCUACGCGAAAACAGUGUUGGUAUACUCCGUGUUUAACCAAAAGUCUACUAAAAGGGAGCCACGCAAUACUGUAGGAUCAAACGCGUCUUUUAACAUAAAAUUUUACCGAAGUAUGGGUAACGGACGUCAAAUGUACGGUAAUAAUGCUCCGUAUGUCCCUAUACCAAGAAAUUACUCUCCUACAAAUAUGGCAAGAAUGGGACGUGAUGAAGAUGGUUGUAUUUGUAUGCAUAUUCCGCAGCAACCUCGUUGUGGAGGUUUCAAUAUGGGCAAUUAUGAAGGCGGUAGUUGUUUGAAAAGAUACUUUCGUGUAUUGCUGAAAGAAAAGAAAAGAUGUCUAUGUGGUAAAAUGCGUUCAAAACCCAAACCAUGUUCUUACGACAGUUGUAGUGCUAACUAUAUCCCGCCACCACCCCAAAUGGAUUAUCAGUGCAGGUAUAAUAACGCCAGUACCAAUUUUCAUGGCAAUGAUGUAUCAUGUCAAUGCAGGUGUAAGGAAAGGCGAGAGCAAAGACCAGACAGAGACAUUUUUUGUAAAGAUAUAGGAAUCACUUGUUGUGUUCCCAAGUGUCCCGGAGUACAAAGUAAUAACAGCAACCCUAUCCCUAUAAACACUGCAAACGUCCCAAAUCACCAAACAACAGUAGGGCCUGACAAGGACGCUGUUAACAUUGGAUCAAACUUUAGUUUUCAAGUGGGUGUUUACAAAAGAUGUCUCGAUAACAGACCUGCGCCUUAUGGUAACACAAAUUAUAAUAAUUACAUGCCGGCCAGAUAUCUCGAUAUUAACCAACCUGCGCCCUUCAGUAACCCGUAUUAUCCUUUUAAUAAUAAUAUGCCAGGUUAUGAUCCAAAUAGCCAAUAUAUGCAAAACGUGCAACCGGGCACAGAUUGUAGCUGUAGUUGUAGCGACGCUUCUGCGUGCCGUGAACCCAAGUCAGGGUCAGCCUUCAGUGUUCUGCUCAGGAGUCGUGAACCUUCACCAUGUAAUUCUAACGAUAAAGCAUCGAAGUCGUCAUUGACAUCAUGGAGUCAGUUCAUUAAAUCGCAAUUCGAAAGAAAUGAUUUAUGUUGUAAUAAUCUCCCUAAAAAAUAUUGUAAGCCUAAAAAGACCAAAGCUGUACGCUGCCGCUGUGACAAAAAACCAAAAUUAAUAGGAUGUACCGAUCAAAACAGUGUAGGCAUUCUUUGUUCUCAAAGCACGUCAAGCCAAUCCGCAUCUACUUGUACAGGUCAAAGAUCCAAUAAAAUAAAAAACAUUGGUUGUAAUUGUCUUAAUGUACCUGAUGGUAUUCUUGCUCCUUGCGUGAAGCAAAAGAAAAUCUGUUGUCAAUGUGAUAUACCUAAUUCCUCAGGGAAAAAAGGUCUCAAAUGUUUUGGAAAAAGAAAUCGUAAAUGUAAGCGUACUAAAAGUUGCGAAUGUUGUCCUAAAGAAAAAAAGACAAAAUGUUGUAAUGAAGACGAGUGCGAAAGUAAAACUACUAAAAGAAAAAAAUGUGGUUGUAAGAAAGACCCAACAUUUUUUAAGAUCCUGCGAGUGAUUGGUAAAUUAUUGCAAAAAGAAAGUGAAGGUGGUUGCUGUCGCUGUAAAUCCUCUAAAAAAAGUUGUUGUUGCGACAGAACUUCUGGAACUGCAUUCAAUUUGGAUAAAGUUCCACGAAUAAGUAUGCUUUUACAAAAAAUUGGUAAUAAAUGUAUAAAAGAGAGCGAUUGUAAAUGUUCCAAUAAGAGCGGAGAAUUUGAUUAUCAAAAAGUGCUGGAUAGUAUAAAGUUGAGUGAGCAAGCCAAAUCGCAACGAUGUUUAUGUGGCGAUACUAUGAUAAAAAAGAUUUUUAGCUCUCAAUUGCUGCAGGUGACUAAAGCGCAACAGUGUGGUUGCAAGGACGGGUCCAUGAAAAAAAAGUUUGGCAGAUUGUUAUUAUAUAAUACCGUACAGCCAAAACCAAUAUGCUGUACAAGUGUGUCGUACGAUCAAAAUUCAAGAAGCAUAGGAACCGGGGAAGACGAUUACCGUAAAGUGCCGCCUUGUCGUCGCCCUCGAGUUCAGGACGGAAGCCAGGGAGAUGGAUUCGCUUUGAAAAAGCUUGUAUCAAAAUUAAUAAAACCAGAAAAAUGUUGUACUAGAAUGCAUUACAGUGCUUUUAAUCCUCAGAAUCAAUGCGAAGCGGGUGUCCAGCACAUCGGAAGGAUCGGACCAGGUGAAAGAGCAGGAAAAGAAACAAUCUGUAGAGAACAAGGUGUCGAGUGUCCCGGAUCUAAACCAACUAGGAAAGACUGUGAAAAUGCAGCAAAUGCUUGCUCGCAGCAAGAUAAUGACCGAAGAGCGGUGCGUCUUGGAUCGAGUUGUAGCUUUUGCCUUGAGUUUUACAAAGGUGCACCUCCGCCAAAGAAUGCUCCACCAUGUCAACUCACAGGGUCCACACAAGGGCCUCCUUGUGCCGCGACAACUACGAGCUGCGCCGGUCCAGAGGGAGAUAUCGUCUGCUGUCCAAAAAAGACACCGUGCCCAUCGCGACAACCUAUUAUCAAAAAGGCAUUAUCACAUUUAAUAUUGACUCAGAAAAAGCCCACGAGUAAAUUUACUACAACCUGUCAAAAAUGUAAGAAGUGCGUAAGGGUUCCUCUAAUCAAAAAAGGUUUUGCCCAAUUAAUCUUAAGGGACAAAAAACCAGUUACAGCUCCUAAAACUUGCCAAAGAACGAACACCCUCCAGCCGACUCGUAGACUUGUAGUGCAUAAACCUGGCGCCGGAGGCAAGGGGGGACGUCUUGGCAAAAGUCGUAAUUGUGACCCUUAUGUAUGUUUAAAAAAAAUUAAUCAACGUAAAUGUUGUAAUGCAAGAUGAACACAAAGUAGUCUUAUGACUUGUACAAACUUGUAUAACUUUUAGUAUCACUUGCAUAUUCAUAUGUAUGCUUAGGUGCUAAUAGUGUGUCUGUCUGUACAGAGUCUAAAAAUAUUUGUUUAUAAUGAGUAAAUGAAGAUAUGUGACAGAUUAACCAAUAAAAUAGUGGCUCUUGGCAGUUACGGCUGCAUAACUACUGAUACAGGUGUCACUCACACAAUAAAAACUUUCGUUCAUUCCAUUCGUGACAACUUUCAUGAAUCAUGAC
This is a messenger RNA of Leguminivora glycinivorella, 3844 nucleotides long. RefSeq lists its product as uncharacterized. NCBI's taxonomy places the organism in Eukaryota, Metazoa, Arthropoda, Insecta, Lepidoptera, Tortricidae. The coding region runs from base 160 to 3576 and encodes 1138 amino acids. The transcript has 2 exons. The record is from RefSeq and is a predicted model, not a curated record.